Astrephomene gubernaculifera is the source of this 1653-nucleotide messenger RNA. NCBI's taxonomy places the organism in Eukaryota, Viridiplantae, Chlorophyta, Chlorophyceae, Chlamydomonadales, Astrephomenaceae. The record is from the annotation of a GenBank genome assembly.
AAGCGCUGAGCACGGGAGGUGCAGUGGCAGAUGCAGCAGCAGCCUUGCUGGCGGAGACAGAGGCAGCUGCUGCUGCUGCUGCAGCCGUUCCCGGUCGUCCUCCGCAUCUUAACGCCGCCGCUGCUGUUGGUGAGCCGCCAGCAACAACCUCGCCAGCCUCGUUGGAAGCAUCCUCUUCCAUCUUCCAACAUGACAGUGCGCCGCAAGCAUCUACGAUGCUUCCAAUGCCGCCAUCGUCGCAGCACCAGCAACAGCAGCAACAGCAGCAAACAGGCGAAGGAGAAGACACCGCGAAUGAGUACGACAGGCUCUGGGCGGCGGCCACGGCGGCGGUGGCGGCCACGUCAGCUGCGGCGCUCAUGUGUGCCCCCGACCGCACUCCGCCGCUGCUGUGCCUGUCCAAGCUGCCCUGGCUGCUGCAUGCGACAUCGGACUGGGCCCUCCAUGUGAUGCGCAGCCGGCCGCUGCCGGUAGCCGACGUGUUGUCGCUGCUGCAGGGGCGCUCUGACGGCGUGCGAUGGCAGUACCUGCACCACCUGGUGUACUGCGGCAGCGGCAGCAGCACCGGCAGCACCGGCAAAAACAGCACCGGCCACAGCAGCAACAGCAACAGCAACAACAACAACAACAUCGCCACCACUGCAGCAGCAGCGGCUGACCUGCGGUCAGGAGGUGCCACGCCGGAAAGGGGUGGUGAUGAGCCGCAUGGAGGUGCCGCGGCUUCUCAUUCCCCCUCUUCUUUUUCCGCCUCCCCCGCCCUGCACCGUGACCCCGCCCUUCACACCGAGCUGGCGUUGGAGCUGGUGGAGUGCCUGGGGGCGCUCAUGCAGCAGCCGCAGGGAGGUGGGCGGGCGCAAGGAGGUUUCUCGCAUCAUGAGGAGGGAGGAGGGCAGCAGCAGCAGCAGCAGCAGCAACAGGGGCCGGAGCAGCAGCAGCAGGAACUGCCGCCGGCGUUACCGCCGCUAGUAGCAUUGUUGACAAGAUACCCCUCGGAAACACCAACAGCUGCUGGAGCCCUGCCAGCCGCUGCCUCUCCGCCGCAGCACCCGCCGCAUCGGAUAGGUCUGUCCCCCCACCGCAUGCUGACCUCCGGAGGCACCGUUGUACUUCCACAAACCACGUACGACAAUAACGUACGGCAGCAGCGGUUGAACUCCCAACAGCCGCCGCAGCAGCAGCCCUCAUCACUGCUCUUGCCGCCGUCGCAAGGCUCCCACGGUGUCACCGCCGCCGCCGCCACCGCUGCGACCGCUGUGGACGGCGGCGGCGGCGGCGUUCCUGCUACUAGCGAGCUCGCUUGGUUGGCCACCAUCGGAUCUAUACCCGCGGCGGCGGUGGCGCGGCUCCUAAGACUAGCGCUGAGAGGAGCCCUGGCGGCGGCGGGACAAGAUCCUUCCGUCGCCAACGUCGCCGCCGCCGCCAACGUCGCUGGCGGCGGCGGUGCAGUUGACGACGGCGGCAGCACCGCCGCCGGCAGCCUUCCGCUGCUCCGUGCGUUAUCCCGCGGCGGCGACGGCGCGGGGAUUGGUACGGCAGCCGGAUUGCGUGCCGUACUGCAGCACCACUUGUACUUCUCUCAGUUGUACGACGCAACUAUUGUACUGCAGGCCGUACAAUCCUGCUCCCCCGACUGCAGCCAUCUGCUAGCUCGAG